Messenger RNA from Emiliania huxleyi CCMP1516, 1660 nucleotides. Its product is annotated as aldolase A. Gene Ontology annotation, molecular function: fructose-bisphosphate aldolase activity; zinc ion binding. Gene Ontology annotation, biological process: gluconeogenesis; glycolytic process. The coding region runs from base 88 to 1440 and encodes 450 amino acids. NCBI's taxonomy places the organism in Eukaryota, Haptophyta, Isochrysidales, Noelaerhabdaceae. The record is from RefSeq and is a predicted model, not a curated record. Gene Ontology annotation, cellular component: cytosol. The transcript has 6 exons.
AAAGCUGGCUCCGAGCUGCCUGCUGCAGCUGGGUCGCUUCCUCUUCCUCAAAACUGCUCUCGGUCUGCUCCCAGCUCUCCUCAAAAAAUGCUGCUGCCCGCUCUCGCACUGUCCUCCGCCUUCCUGGCUCCGCACGCCGCGUCGCGCGCCCUCUCCACGUCCAAGGUCGCCAUGAAUGGCGGCAAGGGCUUCGGCGGUGGCGAGGCGACGCGAGAUCCGGCGCCGACCGUGAUUGACCCGAACGACCCAAAGGGUAAGCAGCAGGCGAUCCACAAGGCGGAGUCCUUCGCCGAGUACCUCGCCAAGCGCUCGGCGGGCGGCGGCGCGGCGCCGGCGGGCGGCAGCGCCGGAGCGUACCCCAGCCUGCCACCGUCGGUCAAGCCUGGCGUGCUCACCGGUCAGGCGGUGGUGGACCUGCUGGAGGACGCAAAAAGGAGGGGCUACGCCAUCCCUGCCGUCAACUGCGUCACGUCCUCCUCCGUCAACGCCUGCCUCGAGGCGGCAGCGGCGGCCAAGGCUCCGGUGAUGAUUCAGUUCUCGUCGGGCGGCGCUCAGUUUUAUGCGGGCAAGGGCCUCGACAACACCGACUUUGACGCGGCCGUCGCUGGGGCGGUGUCUGGCGCUCACCACGUGCGCACGCUCGCCGCCAAAUACGGCGUGCCGGUGAUCCUGCACACAGACCACUGCGCCAAGAAGCUCCUCCCUUGGGUGGACGGGAUGCUGGCCGAGUCGGAAGCGCACUACGCCGCGCACGGCGAGCCGCUCUUCUCGUCUCACAUGCUCGACCUGUCCGAGGAGCCUCUCGAGGAGAACAUCGCCAUCUGCGUCGAGUACAUGCAGCGGAUGGCCAAGCUCGACAUGCUGCUCGAGAUGGAGCUUGGCAUCACGGGCGGCGAGGAGGACGGGGUGGACAACGAGAAUGCGAACCCGGAGGACCUCUACACCAAGCCCGAGGAGGUGUGGAUGGUCCAAAAGGCGCUGCAGGCGGUGCCCAACGCAAAGUUCACCAUCGCCGCCGCCUUUGGCAACGUGCACGGCGUCUACGCGCCCGGCAACGUCAAGCUCGACCCGAAGAUUCUGCGAAACUCGCAAGAGUACAUCUCGCAGCAGCUCGGCCUCGGCGCGGGCGCGAAGCCCUGCUCCUUUGUCUUCCACGGUGGUUCGGGCUCCGACAUCAACGACAUCAAGGAGGCGAUCUCGUACGGCGUGAUCAAGAUGAACAUCGACACCGACACGCAGUGGGCGUACUGGGACGGGAUCCGGUCCUACUCGGAGGAGAACCGCGCCUACCUGCAGAGCCAGAUCGGCAACCCCGAGGGCCACGACAAGCCAAACAAGAAGUUCUACGACCCGCGCAUGCCGGUGCGGUCCGCCGAAGAGACCACGGUCGCACGGCUCGGCCAGUGCUUCUCGGACCUCAACUGCGUCGACGUCUUCUAACCGACGGACGCGGGAGCUGCUUGGUGCGGCGGCGGGAUAUGCCGGCUUGGUCGCCUCGUGUGUGCACACGCGCGUACACGCUUAGUACGCGCGACACAUCAGAGGUGCCCCUGUGGCGCCCGUGCGCUGUGGCCUGUGAGCCGCGCGACCCUUGUACACAUGCACAUCACAUGCACAAUCCAGAUACGUACCGAUUGUCCUGAGGACCCCACUAUCCUAU